This is a messenger RNA of Merops nubicus (carmine bee-eater), 1015 nucleotides long. RefSeq names its product protein Smaug homolog 1-like. Gene Ontology annotation, biological process: negative regulation of translation; regulation of mRNA stability; nuclear-transcribed mRNA poly(A) tail shortening. The transcript is spliced from 7 exons. The annotation marks the transcript as partial. Gene Ontology annotation, molecular function: translation repressor activity; protein binding; mRNA binding. NCBI's taxonomy places the organism in Eukaryota, Metazoa, Chordata, Aves, Coraciiformes, Meropidae. The record is from RefSeq and is a predicted model, not a curated record. Gene Ontology annotation, cellular component: P-body.
GUCAUGAGCCGCAGCCUUUAUUUCAAGCAACUGAGGGCACGAACACAAGCAGCAUUCUCUCAGGCCAGACACACCACAGCCCUUUGAAACGCUCUGUGUCCCUUACCCCACCCAUGAAUGUGCCAAACCAACCUCUAGGACAUGGAUGGAUGUCUCAUGAGGACUUACGAGCUAGAGGACCCCAGUGCAUCCCUUCCGAUCAUGCCCCCCUGUCUCCACAAAGCAGUGUAGCCUCUUCGGGAAGUGGUGGGAGUGAACAUUUAGAAGAUCAGCCUUCUGCUCGUAACACAUUCCAGGAGGAAGGGAGUGGGAUGAAAGAUGUCCCAGCCUGGCUGAAGAGCCUCCGGCUGCACAAGUACGCCGCCCUCUUCUCCCAGAUGACCUAUGAGGAGAUGAUGGCCCUCACCGAAUGCCAGCUGGAGGCACAAAACGUUACCAAAGGCGCCAGACACAAAAUAGUCAUCAGUAUCCAAAAGCUAAAAGAAAGACAAAACCUGCUCAAAUCUUUAGAAAGGGACAUCCUGGAGGGCGGCAACUUGCGCGUCCCGCUGCAGGAGCUCCACCAAAUGAUCCUCACCCCCAUCAAAGCCUACUCCUCCCAGAGCUCCAGCACGGAGGAGCAGGGCCGGGAGGGGGACUCGCCCCACGGCUCCUCCCUGCUGGGCUCCGACAGCCAAGGCCCCGACUGCAAGGACUCUGCCACAGGGGGGCUGCAGCAGCACCACUUACCCGGCUGCGAGGGCGAGUCAGGGGGGGCCCCUCUGCCCGAGGGUGACCUGCCUGGGCAGUUCACCAGAGUGAUGGGCAAAGUAUGCACACAACUUUUAGUUUCCCGACCUGACGAGGAGAAUAUAAGUUCCUAUUUACAGCUCAUAGACAAAUGUCUAAUCCACGAGGCGUUUACAGAGAUCCAGAAGAAGCGGCUGCUGUCAUGGAAACAGCAGGUGCAGAAACUCUUUCGGUCUUUCCCUCGGAAAUCCCUCCUGGAGCUGUCAGGCUACCGGCAGCAGAGGAG